AUUCCCGUCGGAUCUGGCAACGCCAGCCGCUUUAUAAAUAAUUUUCCCACGGUGCGAGCGGUAUUUGCAUUUAGUAACGUGCUGUUCGCCGAUCCAGAUUGCCCGUUUUGCCCGGUCCGCUCGAAAAGGAAAAACAAACACUCCCCACUGAGUUGGCUCAUAGGUUUUAGUGCCUUUUGUGAGCAAAAUGUCGGGCGAUGUGCAGCCGCGUAAGCGCAAGGAUAAGCGCCGAAAACGCGAUGAUCGCAAGUCCGAGGGCGAUGUGAGUGUUCUGCGUCAGUCCAGUUUUCAAGAUGACGACGAAUCUUCGCACGGCGUUCACAUUACAAAAAUGGGAAACGAAGAUCUCCACCUGCAUGUGCACCACGAUCACGGAACUGGCGGUCAUUGGUGCGCCAAGAUCAUAUUCUUCGCCCUGAUGGCAGUGCUCCUUGGUUUGGUUGGUCUGAUCAUCAUGGAGAAUCGCGGACUGGAGGAUUUGGACACUCCCCUGUCGGAGUCUAGGUUCUCGAAAGUUUUUGAUGGCUGGGUAGAUGAACAUCGGGAUGAGCAUGAUGGUCACGAUGUGCAGGAACCCUCUGGAGAGGCGUUAGAUGAUCAUGAUGAACACGAUGACCAUGAUGACCACGAUGACCAUGAAGAGGAAGAAGAAGAACCCCUCUCAGAAGAAUUAGAAGAAGAACUGGAGGAAGAGGAGCAGCCCACUGAGGAAGAUGAACCAGAGGCAGAUGAAGAAGAAGAAGAGGAGGAUGAAGAUGAGGAGAACAACGCGGGUGAAAACAUAACUGCCGAAGAUGCGGAGGAGGAAGAAGAGGAGGAGGAGGAUAAGGACGAUGAAGGCACCGUAGAGGCAACUGUGGAAGCUACCACCGAAGCCACAACGGAAGCCACUGGCGAAUACGACGCUGAAGAAGAUGAAGAGGAUGAGCCCGCAGCGGAUGACGAUGCAGUAGAAUCCACUGAAGCCCCGCAGUCGGAAGCUGAGGAACAGGAAGAUGAGGAAGAGCAAGAGUUCGAAGAAUCAGUAGAGCCGCCAAGAUCGCAAUCUGCGGCACAAAGUUCUCCUGCAACAGAUACUAAUGAUGACGAUGACGAGGAUGAGGAUCAAGACAAAAAAGAUGCAGAUGACGGGGAUGACGACGACUUUGAGUCCCUCGAUCAGCAAUUUGAAAAUGAUGUCGAUGAUACAGAGCCAGCAAAUCCAGUAGAGAGUCAGGAGCAGGAUGGAGACCAGGAUGAUGAGGAGGAACCCAAAGAAGAGGCCUCCUCUUGGUUGGCAUCACUUGCCGUUAAAUUUGGCGUUGGCGUUGCACUUGCCUUAGUUUCACGCCUUGUAUUGAUAAGGAAAAGUCCAAAUACAACUGAGGAUGCGCCCGCACCAGAGACUUUAUUCAGGCGAAGAUUGACGAUUGCUACGGCUGAGGAUCACAUACCGGACGAUGAGGAGGAGAUACCCCCUUUGGACGAUGAAUACUCCGAGGAGGAAAUCGAAAUCGAAGAGGAGAUCGAGGUGGAAAUCAGCGACAUUGAGGAGGAGGAAGAACGUCACGAUAGCGACGACAAUGUAGCCUCCAUGGCCAGUUAUGUGCCCGAGACCUUUGAGCAACUGAGCGCCAUGUACAAGUACGCCCAGGAGCCUGCAAAGGAAACCCAACCCGAACAGAAAGAAAAGGAGCCCGAACAACCAACCGGUCACAGCGAUAUCUACGUGGAAUACGAGGAUGGGGCCAUCGAGGAUUAUGAGCAUGAGGGAGAUAGCGAUGAGGAGAUCACCGACGAGGAGGACGAAAUCUCUGACGUGGACGAUGCUGAUCUGAUGAGCCGGCUGGAGGCCAAGUACGGUCGUCUGCCCGUCAAGGAGUUCGAGAGCGAUCCAGACUCCGACGACCCCAGCUGGACACAAAUAAAGCCGAAAGAAGCUGCAGCUGCUCCCGCAGAGAAAGAGGAUCCUUUCGAGCAAGAGUUGCGCAAGGCCAACGAGGAGAUGAUUAGGGAGAACUAUGCCCAAGCCCUGCGAUCCUUUAACACGCUCACCACCAACUUUGCCCACGAGCCGUCGGCCCAUUUGGGAAGAGCCCGAGUUCUGGAACUUCUGGCCAAGAAGGAGCGCAGCAAUCAGCGCCUGUGGGAAGCCAUCGAUGCUUACAAAAGAUAUUUGGCUUUUGGCGAGCUUGUUGCCAGCAAUAAGGAAUUUAAAACCGCCGGCGAAAGCUGCAUCGAGAAUUUGAGAUUUUUGGGUCACCACCGACAGGCAACUACCAUCCACGAGCUGCUCAUCCAACGUUUGCCUAAGGAUCCCCGGCUCCGUAACCAACUCUCACUCACCUAUCUUAUGGUAAACAAUCUUCAGCAGGUUGAAAAGGUGGCUCUGGAAACUUUGAAACUGUGGCCUACCAAUGCUGUGGCUCAACUUCAUUAUGGACUGGCCCUAAGACAGUUCCAUGCUGACUACGCCAAGGCUUUGCCUUAUUUAAAAUAUGCCGUGGAGUCGCAAGAGGAGGGCACUCAAGAGGCUUUCUUCUAUUUGUCGCUGGGCGAGACCAUGCAGCGCUUGUCCAUGAAAUCAGAAGCUCUUGAGGUGUACAGAAAAGGUGUUACCAAAGGAUUCUUUGCCAGCCUCUAUCAGAGAUCGCUGUACAAUGAGCCCAGGCUGAGAGCACAGCCUUUUUGGCAGCCCAAGGAAACGAGCUAUGAACGGCAGCUGGAGAGGCUGACCCUCAAUUGGCGUGCCAUUCGUGAUGAGGGACUAGCGCUGUUGGGCAGAAGUGGAUUCUUCGAGGAUGAAGCGGAACUGCUGCGCGACAAAGGAGUGUGGCAGCAGUAUGAGCUAUAUGCCCAGGGUCGCCGGGUGAAGGACAACUGCCGCAGGGCCCCAAUCACCUGUAGUUUGAUGGAGGAAUUUCCCGAGUCCGCGGGUUGUCGACGAGGCCAAGUGAAGUUUAGUGUUAUGCAGGCCCAGACGCAUGUGUGGCCGCAUUGUGGACCUACCAAUUGCCGACUGAGGGCACACCUCACGCUAGUCGCUCCAGAGCCGGAAAGAACCUCACUCCGAGUGGCAGAGCAGGAAAGAACCUGGCGUGAGGGAGAACUGUUCAUAUUCGAUGAUAGCUUUGAACACGAGGUGUGGCACAAUGGAAGCCAGCCACGCCUUGUGCUCAUCCUGGAUAUGUGGCAUCCGCAAUUGACUACCGCCCAGCGCCGCAGUUUAUCACCCAUCUGACCGGGAGUUACUUAGUUUUAUUAAUAGUUCCGGUUUCUAGGCCUGUAAUUUAGUUACAUUUCUCCAUCCGAAACGUUCAUUGUUAGUUGAAUCGUCAUGUUGUAUAGGCAUUGUAAUUAUACCUCUUAGUCGUAAGUUCGGUUUGAAUGCGUGUUUAGGCUAUUUAGACGUCAAUUUAUCGGUUUAUCAUAUACGAUUAGCGUUGGCUGGCAGCUUACCCUCGCUUUUCUACUUUACAGAAAUAAAACCUCUUAGGAUUCGAUAA
Messenger RNA from Drosophila erecta, 3485 nucleotides. It is a transcript of the gene Asph, whose product is annotated as aspartyl/asparaginyl beta-hydroxylase. The coding region runs from base 188 to 3220 and encodes 1010 amino acids. The transcript is spliced from 15 exons. NCBI's taxonomy places the organism in Eukaryota, Metazoa, Arthropoda, Insecta, Diptera, Drosophilidae. Gene Ontology annotation, biological process: peptidyl-aspartic acid hydroxylation. Gene Ontology annotation, cellular component: endoplasmic reticulum. Gene Ontology annotation, molecular function: peptidyl-aspartic acid 3-dioxygenase activity; protein binding. The record is from RefSeq and is a predicted model, not a curated record.